Pichia kudriavzevii is the source of this 468-nucleotide messenger RNA. RefSeq lists its product as uncharacterized. NCBI's taxonomy places the organism in Eukaryota, Fungi, Ascomycota, Pichiomycetes, Pichiales, Pichiaceae. The transcript has a single exon. The record is from RefSeq and is a predicted model, not a curated record. Bases 1 to 468 code for a protein of 155 amino acids.
AUGAAGUUUUUCUUCUACAUUUUCCUUCAACAUAUGUUUGUUGUCUAUGUGUUAUUUUUUUUCGCAACUUGGUGUGUGCGAGAACAACCUUUUCCAUCAUCUGGCUUUAACCCUAGAGGUGUGUUCCCCAUUGACAUCCCUACAGUCCCUUAUCAACUCACAGACAUCUACACAUUAAUUUUAAAAGACUCGAAUAUAAGUUAUACUGGAAACAGACAAGAGAAUCAGAUAGAAAGUUCCGUACCACCCACACAAAUACAAAUGAACCAAACCUCAUAUCAAAAUGCACCGUCAACUAUCCCCGGAUGGAACGACCUCCCUGAGACAGUGGUGGCCAACAAACCGAAAACAAAAAGGAAACGCCCCGUGCAUGUGUCACACAUAGACCAAACCAAUGCAACACAGAAGACUUCCAUAGGAGUUCCCCUGAAAACACCCCCAAUACCACCCAACACUAAAUCUAAAUAA